Oreochromis niloticus (Nile tilapia) is the source of this 1596-nucleotide messenger RNA. RefSeq lists its product as uncharacterized. The coding region runs from base 694 to 1395 and encodes 233 amino acids. The record is from RefSeq and is a predicted model, not a curated record. NCBI's taxonomy places the organism in Eukaryota, Metazoa, Chordata, Actinopteri, Cichliformes, Cichlidae. The transcript has 2 exons.
GAUACAGAUGGAGAAAAUGCUGGUGGCUAAACAACCGGACAUAGUGGCAAGAUUUUUAUUCUUUUUGUAUGAUUUAACCAAUUAUGUUUUUGGGUUAAAUAAAAAAUCCUUUGGACUUUAACCUGUGCCUAUUGUUCCUUCGCUGCUCGGUCCAUCACAAGUGGUGUCAGAAGUGGGAUACAGCAGUUGAAGCCACAGGAUUUUUUUCUCUCUCUCUUUUUUCCCCUCUUCACUUAUCAAGCCAUGCACAGAACAGGAAGGAGUGGCAAAGGAGCAAAAGGAGAUUGUCAAAACCAGCCAGUUGGAGUGGCAGAGCAAGUGGAAGAAGGAGAGGAAAAUGGAACCUCUGGAGGGGUGGAUAGCACUGAGAGCCAAGUUGUACCAGGUUCUUGGGAUUAAGAACCUGAGGACAAUGCCAUACCACCCUCAGACAGAUGGCCUAACAGAGCGCUUCAAUCAGAACCUGAAACAAAUGUUAUGCAGAUUUGUCAAUGAAACUGGUACAGACUGGGAUCAGUGGCUGCCCUACCUCCUCUUUGCAUAUAGAGAAGUACCCCAGGCCUCUACAGGUUUUUCACCUUUUGAACUAUUGUAUGGCCUGGGGUAUGAGGCCCCUUAUCUCUUCUGAGGGAGACUUGGGAGGGUGACCAAGAAAGAUCACAGGCUGUCAAUGUUGUCUCUUAUGUUGUCCAGAUGUGGGAGCGGCUGGAGAAGAUGACAGAGUUGGCCCAAGCCCACAAAGCAGAAGCACAGCAGCACCAGAAGGCCUGGUACGACCAGUCAGCUCGGCAGAGAUCCUUCAGUCCUGGUCAGAAAGUGCUGGUGCUUCUUCCAAGUGAUGACAGUAAGCUGUUAGCAAAAUGGCAAGGGCCAUAUCAGAUCCAGAAGAAACUGGGACAAACAACCUACAAGGUCGCCAUUCCGGAUCAGCUCCGCUCCAGCAGAGUACUGCAUAUCAACCUGCUUAAGGAAUGGGUGGAGAGACCAAAAGCAGAUGUCUUUCUGAUCCGGGAGGUUUUGGAGGAGGAGGAAGUGGACGAUCAGUAUCUGCCAAAACCCACUCCUCAGGACCUGGAUCUCGACCACCUUUCUGAGGAAAGACAGGCUCAGGUGAGAAACCUGUGUAAAUCAGAUGUAUUCAGUGAAAAUCCUGGUAGAACGGAGAUUGUGGAGCAUGACAUUGUGUUGAAAGAUGGAGCUUCUGUGAGGAGAAUGAGUUACAGGAUACCUGAGCGUCUACCGAUCUCGCUGAAAGAGGAGAUCGACUUGAUGCUGUCACUGGGAAUCAUUGAAUUCUCGAAGAGCGAGUGGUGCCACCCGGUGGUCCUGGUGCAAAAGAAGGAUGUCAGUAUGUGUUUCUGCAUAGACUUCAGGGUUAUCGGCAGGUACCACUGACUGAGCGCUUAAAAGAGCUGACUGCUUUCCGGACCCCGUGGGGCUUGUUCCAGUUUAAAGUCAUGCCCUUUGGACUGCAUGGUGCCCCAGCAACAUUCCAGAGACUGAUGGACCAGGUACUGUCUGACGUCUGAUUUUGCUGCAGCCUACCUUGAUGACAGUCAUUUUCAGUUCUACCUGGGAAGAACACCUGCAACACCU